Messenger RNA from Habropoda laboriosa, 836 nucleotides. RefSeq lists its product as uncharacterized. Lineage: Eukaryota; Metazoa; Arthropoda; Insecta; Hymenoptera; Apidae. The transcript has 3 exons. The annotation marks the transcript as partial. The record is from RefSeq and is a predicted model, not a curated record.
GAGCAACUUUGCAGCUUGUCAGGCUAGAGGUGCCCGACAUAGCGGAUCCAAGAUUGGACAAGGUAACCUUGAAGUGCGAGUACGACCUCGAAGGCGAAGAACUGUACUCUGUGAAAUGGUACAAGGACGGAGCAGAAUUCUUCAGGUUCAUGCCAGAGUCGAGACCAGCUGGUCGCGAUUUCCCUGUCGACGGUGUUUACGUAGACGUGAGCAAAAGCAACAAGAAACAGGUGACGCUUUUGGGACAGGCGAACAAUCGAAGAGGUAAAGUGAACCUCGUGGGAUCGUAUGGCUGUGAGGUGUCUUCAGAGGGUCCAAGCUUCCAGACAAUCUACGGCGAGGCGAACAUGAGCGUCGCCAUACCACCGAAAGAACGACCCAGCAUCCGCGGCCUUCGACCUUCUUACGAGGCAGGCGAGAUGCUCCAAGCAGAGUGCACCUCGGCGGCCAGCUACCCGCCGGCCCAGCUCGUCUUUAUCCUCAACGGAAAAGAGGUGAACAAAGCGUUGGCCAAAGAAUUAUCCAGCGGAAUAUUCACGGAAGACAACAUCGUGGAAUCAACGCGUCUCAGCGUGACUCUGCGCCUCGAACGACAUCAUUUCCCCGGAGGAACCCUAACUUUGAAAUGCCAAUCGACGUUGCCGGGAAUAAUCGGAGUGAGAACUCUGGAAAGAACGGAGACCGCAACGUUAGCCGCCAGCAAUCAGAGACUAGCCCAGGAACCGCCUAGAUCUGGCAGCUCUAUCAACGAUCCGCUGCUCUCGAUCGCGAUCUACAGCCUAUCGGUGAUCGUGCGAUCGUUGAACCGCGAUAACUUAGCACUUCUGCAUGUCUAA